Messenger RNA from Petromyzon marinus (sea lamprey), 4772 nucleotides. RefSeq names its product tumor necrosis factor-inducible gene 6 protein-like. Gene Ontology annotation, biological process: negative regulation of inflammatory response; cell adhesion. Lineage: Eukaryota; Metazoa; Chordata; Hyperoartia; Petromyzontiformes; Petromyzontidae. The record is from RefSeq and is a predicted model, not a curated record. Gene Ontology annotation, molecular function: hyaluronic acid binding.
AGGAGAAACAAUCCGCACUCCCAGGACCCUGCAACGAGCAGAGCCCCGGUGACGCACACGGGGAGCGAGCGAGAGACGGUGACCCCCCUCCCCAGUCGACAGACAGCUCUCUCGCGGCACCACACGCACGGCCAGGCACGCCGACUCAACCAGUCACAGACCCGCAAGCGAGAUUACGCAUUCAAAUAUUUUUUUAUUAUAUACAAACAACAACAACAACCCCAUUCACGUAUUACGCCGGUCUCUGUCAACGACACAGAUCGCGAGAGUCGGGGUCACUCGCGGACCAACUCGGGGUCACGAGGAACAACUCGGGGUCACGAGGAACAACUCGGGGUCACGAGGAACAACUCGGGGUCACUCGCGGACCAACUCGGGGUCACGAGGAACAACUCGGGGUCACGAGGAACAACUCGGGGUCACGAGGAACAACUCGGGGUCACUCGCGGACCAACUCGGGGUCACUCGCGGACCAACUCGGGGUCACUCGCGGACCAACUCGGGGUCACGAGGAACAACUCGGGGUCACGAGGAACAACUCGGGGUGACGAGGAACAACUCGGGGUCACGAGGAACAACUCGGGGUCACUCGCGGACCAACUCGGGGUCACGAGGAACAACUCGGGGUCACGAGGAACAACUCGGGGUCACGAGGAACAACUCGGGGUCACUCGCGGAACAACUCGGGGUCACGAGGAACAACUCGGGGUCACGAGGAACUCGCGGAGCUAUGCGGAGCCCCGCGCUCGUGCCGUCGGUGGUCACCGUCCUCCUCCUCCUCGUCUGUGAGCCCCGCUUCGGGGACGCGUGGGGGUUCAGGAACGGGAUCUGGCACAACUCCAUCUGGCUCGAGAGCGCUGCGGGUGUGUACCACCGCGAGGCGCGGCAGGGCCGCUACCGCCUCUCGUUCCGCGAGGCGCGCGCCGUCUGCCGCUUCGAGGGCGGGGACCUCGCCACGGUGGAGCAGCUCCGCACGGCGCAGAGGGCCGGCCUGCACAACUGCGUGGCUGGCUGGCUGGCGGGGGCCCGCGUCGGUUACCCCAUCGUGAAGCCCAGCCACAACUGCGGCUUCGGCGUCAAGGGCGUCGUGGAGUACGGGGUUCGCAUCGACAAGGAGGAGCGGUGGGACGCCUACUGCUUCAACCCCAAGGGCAAGCAGUGCGGAGGCAUCUUCACGGAGCAGCAGAGGGACUUCACGUCACCAGACUACCCGGCCUACCGCGACAGAAGCAUCUGCUACUGGCACAUUCGCGUGCCCUACGGCAGCCGCGUGGUCAUCUCGUUCAGCGACUUCAGCGUGGAGGAGGACGCCGUGGCGUGCCUCGCCGACUUCCUCGAGGUCUACGACAGCUACGACGACGUCUCGGGACUCGUGGGCAGGUUCUGUGGCAGCGAGUUACCCGAAGAUAUCGUCAGCACAAGUAACGUGAUGACCCUAAAGUUCCGAUCGGAUUCGUCUGUGACCGACCGUGGCUUCGUGGCGCAUUACCGCGUUCUGAAGCCUCCACGGCCAAGUUCGCUCCCGGGUGCCACUCCUACACCGUGGGAACCCAGGCACAACUACAACGACUACAACCACAAACACAACAACAAGUCGAAUAGCAGCAGCAGCGUCAACAACACUGCUCAUAUCAACAGAGGUGGCGACAACAUCAACGGUAGCAGCAACAGCAGUCGCAGCAACUACGGCGGAGAGACGAUCAACAACAGCAGCAGCAGUAGCAGCAGCGUCAACAACAACAGCCGUAGCAGCAGCGUCAACAACAACAGCCGUAGCAGCAGCGUCAACAACAGCAGUAGCAGCAGCGUCAACAACAACAGCAGUAGCAGCAGCAGCACCAAUGGCAAUGCUUAGUGUUGUUCUGUGUGAUCCUUCUUCGUGUGCUCUGAAGAAGGCCCAUUGCCCGGAACGUCGCCGAUUAUAUCUUGUUAUUCCGUUUUAAGGCCACAGUGUAAUUGCCGAAUGCGUCGAGUUGUACGUCUUGUCCACCAGGUAGUUUAGAAUCAUCGUCAGACGCGUACAUAGGUGUGUGUGUGUCUCUCGUUAGAGAUGUACACAGACAUACACACGUGUACAAUUAUACACAUACACGUGUGUGUGCCUGCAUGCGGUCUACACACACGUGUACACAUCAGCAGGACAACACAAGGGUGUAUACAUAUGCAAAUGUUCACAUGUAUAGUUUACACAUACACACAAGCAAUCUGGCAUAUGCGAAUAUGCUUUCACGUGGGUGCACACAAAUAUUCCUAUACCUGUAUAUAUUCGAUGUUUUAAAAACUACAGUAUACACAUAGCCAUACAGGUAUAACAUGCGCGGCUGCACACACACGUGUGUGCACAUAUAAGUACACACGUGCAGAUAUGUGCGUAUGCACAUACAUACAAAUAAUGUACACUUAUAUUUUACUUGUACGUGUGAAAUCACACUUAAAUAGGCGUAUAUCCAAAUACAUAGAAACACAUAUAGAGGGUGUAUAUAUGAUGCAUAUAUAUGUAUGUGUAUGCAUCAACACAGCCAGCGGUAGCGCGUUCGCCGCUUGUCGCAGAGGUUCGCGGUUGGAAUCUGGCAGGCAGCCCUGGUCAACACUUCAGGUGUGUUAACACUUCAGAUGUCUUAACCAGAACAUAGUGCGCGCUGUCUGAACUGACUCAGUUGGGAUCACACACAGCACCAAUCAUCCCCCCCGCAGACUGAUGUCCGCUAGCAGGCCACGUGCUGCGUGACCAGUGUGUGCCGCAUAGGGACAGCUGCCACUGGGGGUGCCCUAGGCAAGACCACGAAGCGAUCAUCGUGGCCUGCGAGCAGACUAAAAGCUGCUCGCAGGCCACGUGCUGCAUGGGGGCGGGGGGUUCCCCUUUAAAACGUGUCGACACACGAGUGUGUGAGAUGUGAGUUGGCGUGAGACGCCACGGCGAACAGGAAUGGGCGCUCCGUCUACAACAAGUCCGUGUCAUUUGGCAAUGCAAUGUGGCCAUUGUGUUACGAGCGGCGUCACAUUCCAAGUUUCAAAACAUUGCCCUCAAACUGCUCACAUUGGGAUUACGCAACGCGACAACCUCGCAACUACUUGGUUUAUUAACACGUAGCAGCAGGCUUCCGCGACCAAUACCAAUUAUUUACGCGAUCUAACCCCCCAAAAACCCCCUCUAUUAUGGGUGUACAGCUCCUGCAGGCACACCGAAGUGACGCCUACAAACAUCUGAUACCGUGACGUCGAAGCGCGCCCCCCCCCCCAAAGCGCGGGGCCUGGGGCGGCGGUCGCCAUCGCUUCGCCGUGCACCCCGAGGAGACGGCGCCGAUGGCGCGAACACGAAAAGGCACUCAAAGGAACCGCGCGCAUCACAGCACACGAUUCGAGCGCUCCCACGCGGUGAUCGACGACCGGGGUGUUGCGCUACGCCGCGUUCCUGGUGAUUUAGCCGAAGGCAAUUCGCGUGUGCAGAUGCUUCCAAUCAGGUGAGGUACGUGUGACGUGUUUAUGACGCCACGCGUAGCCCCCGUUGUACACGCAACGCAUGCAUACGGACACGCGCGCGCGUGCGUGUGUGUGCCAUGCUGUUCACAACCGAGGACCGCGUGCAGUGUAACUAUAGUAUACAUAUAUCGCAUGUACACAAUUUGUACUAAGACAUGGCAGAUUGUGUUCCACAAUUGGCUUGUUUUGGAUUUGAUCGUGUACAGAGGUUUGUCGUAAACCCUCUCCAACCCAACAGAGGCGAUUAAUAAUGCAAGUGUCACGUGCAUCAGACGUUGCCAAAUCUAUGACUGCUUGAGCAGCAGCAGCAGCGGCGGUGUUGAUGUUGGGAGAGGAAUCUCACAACAUGCACGUUGGUGCGCGAUCUGAGCUCCUGUUCACGACCUCACGAUUCUUAAUGUGAUAUCCAACGACACGUCGUUACCCUAACCACGUGAAUGUUGUGCCGCAGUGCAUUGGGUCUGGCCACGCUUGAUUUUACGUGACACUUGCAAUUAUUAAUUGGCUGCGUUGGGUGGAGGAGUGCUUACGACACACCGUUUUUUGUUAUUUUAUUUACACGACGACCUAACCCAUACGAAAACCGAUUAUGAAUCGUAUCGGUCGUGAAAGCCUACGUUUAUAUAUGUACACACACAAAAAGUGGCCAGAUUGUGUUCUUUGCGUGCAUGUUGCGUGAAUUCAUUCCGUAGCAGCUGACGCGGUGAACGCACGCGUCGGUGGUGCGAAACAAGCCACGGACAUAGAUUCUUAUUUUUUAGACGACCCGGGGGUAAUUGUUCAGGAGCAUGUUGACAUUGGCCAUGUGCGCAGAGCUCUCUCUCAGCCAGCCCGUGAUUAGAACUGGACUAUUCUCGAGUGUGACGGAGUCCAUGGGCCUCUCUGCCCCUUCUCGAACCGACGCCAGGACCCGCCGGUCGCUACUCAGUGACGGCGACGUCACCACGGCGCCUGUGCCAGGCUAGGUGCACGCUGAGGCCACGUCAAGUGUCGGAGGCUUGCGGGCAGGAGGUCACGGGACAGACUCGGAUGCGAUGGUUUAACUGAUUUGAGAUGAAUGGCAGAUGCACAAGCUGUACCACCGACUGUGCCAACUUUACCGAGAUGACUGGCAGAUGUACCCUGCACUGUGCCCCUGAACGAACGACCCCACACCCACACACAUCGAACGUAUUAAACAUUCAGGUUGUCACUUAAACUCGGCGUGAUUUCAACUCUUGCGUACCUAAAAUGUUUUCAUUCGAGCGCCAUGAUGACCGCACACAGCAGGGAAAAUAAAAGGCGUACUUGUC